Messenger RNA from Aspergillus melleus, 4621 nucleotides. RefSeq lists its product as uncharacterized. Gene Ontology annotation, molecular function: protein binding. The transcript has 2 exons. The coding region runs from base 497 to 3802 and encodes 1101 amino acids. NCBI's taxonomy places the organism in Eukaryota, Fungi, Ascomycota, Eurotiomycetes, Eurotiales, Aspergillaceae. The record is from RefSeq and is a predicted model, not a curated record.
GGCCAAUGAUCAGCCCCGCGCCGAGAAAUUGGGACCGGGGUGCGUUUGCGGGCCGCGCCGAUUAACACAAAUCAGCAUACGGCGGAUGUCACCCUGCGGCAAGAAGUCCGCCCUUUCAUAAACAAUGACGCGCAACAUCUGAUUGUGGAGCCUUUUGAGACAGAUUAUGUGCUUUGCUUUGAGUUCUCAAGGGGUCCAGCCGCAAUGAAGACCUCGCGCCGAAGCAACAUGUCGGUUACUGAUUUGACAGAGUGCGGUGAGUCCUCAUGGGAAUCGUAUGACUCUAUUAUUGAGUAAGUCGUUCCAAAUUCCGAAGCUGUUACGGGUGGCAGACCUAAUUUAUUAAUGAAGCAUCGUCGCCGUUCACGGGUUAUACGAAACAGGACUCAAAACAUGGAGUGACCCCAACACUGGCCAGAUAUGGCUGCGCGACCUGUUUCCAUUCCGACAAUAUCGAGCUCGAAUCCUCUCCUACGAAUAUGAUACGGACAGUCUCAUGGCGCCCGGCGGACCCGCUGCAACUGGGAUUUAUGAUGAGUCUAUCAGAUUGGUGAUGGAGUUGGUGGCCGAUCGAACGAUUCAUAAAGUGCAAGAACGGCCCAUAAUAUUCAUCUGCCAUGGAUUUGGUGGAUUAUUGGUCAAGCGAGCGUUAUCCUUUUCAAAUUCCAGGAAGGACCCGAAGGUCGAACAUCAAAGAUCCAUUUUUCGAUCAACAUAUGGUAUUCUGUUUAUGGCAACGCCGCAUCAUGGCAUCCCCGGGGAGUCCUUAUCCUAUACGCAAAGCGAGAAACAUCUAGGCCCCAGUCAAUUCUCGCUGAGCCUUUUGGAGGGGUCAGAGACUCUCGCGGAGAUCAACGAUCAGUUCGCACCACUAGUAAAGAUGUUCUCGAUUUACAACUUUUGGGAGCAGAUCGAAACCGACUUUGGACAUGCUAAGGCAAUAGUGGUGCCGAGGACGUCGGCGGCUCCACCAGAAUGGAGCGACGUGGAUAAAUGCGGAGUGAAUGCGACCCAUUCAGGGAUUGCCAAAUUCAGUCGCAAAAAUUCUCCUGGAUACCGACUCGUAUUUGCCGCAUUGGAUAGUUAUAUUUCAAAGGCUGUGCAGUCCAUUCAAACAAGGUGGCAGCAAGACAACGAAAUCGUGCACCAGCAGCGAAUACACGAGCUAUCCAGUCUUCAGGCAUACCUACAUUCAAACCCUAGUGUACCGUCGAGAUCUACUUCACCCAUUCCUUCCAUUCGUCUGGAAGCCUCGCCACAGAUUCCGACCUAUCCUCAAGUCUCCGAUGAGAAUCCGAUUCCCUAUACGCAUACCCACUGGAUGGUCCCCCCUCAGUCAGAAUAUUAUGUCGGCCGGCAAGAACAGGCAGACUUGCUAACAGAGCGCUUGAGAGAUGUGGACGCAAAAAGCCCUAAGAUAUGUGUGAUCUACGGGCUUCCAGGCUCUGGCAAAACCCGAUUUUGCUUAAAGUACGCAGAGGAAAACAGGUACAGGUACUGGGGACUAUUUUUGGUCGAUUGUUCAACUGAGAUCAACGCGGAAAACAGCUACAGCAGCAUAAGUCAGAAGGCUGGCAAAGGCGGCGAAGCCAGUGCGGCUUUAGAAUGGCUCUCCCAAACGUACGAGCCAUGGUUGUUAAUCCUGGACAAUGCCAACCAUCCGGAAAUGAAUUUGUCAAGAUUUAUCCCAUCAGCUGGGAACGGCCAUAUUCUGGUGACAACUCGCAAUCCUGGAGCCCAGAUAUACAGCACCAUUUCGUCAUUUCAAUUCAAGGGCAUGAAUCCGGAGGAAGCUAUCACACUUCUCCUCCGUUUGGCCUAUCCAGAGGGAGACCCGCAGUCAUUAAAUGCGCGAAACAGGAAGCCAGCCGAGGUGAUUGCUUCCGAGCUCGGGUAUCUAGCUCUCGCCCUCAAGCAGGCCGCUGGCACGAUUCGCGAGAGUUUCUUACCAUUGGAAAGAUACCUGGACUCUCUGCUUGGCUGUCGCAGAUCUUUGCUCUGUCGCCGGAGUAUUCGAUGUGCGACAGAUGUUAACAUCAUUGCCACCUGGGAGCUACCAUUUCAGGAGAUUACCAACGGCAAAACCCAGAGGUACCAGGAUGCGGUUUGCUUAAUUCACAUAUUCGCCUUCAUGCACUUUGCUUCGAUCCCCGCGGAUGUCUUUUCCAGAGCAUCGGAUGAUAUGAAGGACUUACAAUCCCAAGUUCAAGUCCCGCUUCUAUUGGAACCAAGCUCAACGCAAGGAGUUCAAGACCGAGUUCUGGCAGCAGCGCGUGCACUUUACGACCAUUCAAUCAUUUCUAUGACUCGCUCAAACGAGUUAGGAGCUGGAUCAACGCGCAGACGCAGUCCAGUAGCGUGCUUUUCUAUGCAUCCCGCGAUCUAUGAAUGGGCUCGAGAACGAUUAGACGACUCAUCACAACGGGACUGGCUAGGCUCUACAGCCGCGAUCCUAGCUAGCUCAAUUUCGUUGCAGCUUGAAACAUCCGGUCGUGCCUUUCGCAGACAGCUAUUACCGCAUAUUGAUGCAUGUGUUUCCUUGCUCAAAGCCACGUAUCCGGACCUUCCUUGCAGCGCUGAGCAGGCUUGCUACCUUGAGAAGUUUGGUCUGGUAUAUGCCGAGCUGGGUCAUUGGAAACGGGCUCGAACAUUGCAGCAUGCCGUGGUGGAUUUUCGAGCAAAACGCCUCGGGAGAUGGCACCGGGACACCAUUGCUGCAAAACGGGCGUUAGCAAACUCUUAUUGGAAUCUAUUUGAAAUCGAGAAAUGCGUGAUGCUCCAGAAAGAAAUAUGGACGAUGCAGUGGUGGGUCCGGCCAUCAUUAUUCUACUGGUUCAGCUGGCCCCCUUGGCGACCAGCGCAUGUUUCGUAUGGCCUCGCCUUGGAUGAUUUGACACGCUCCCUGUGGCUGGCUGGCCAGAGGAACUGGUCUAAAAGGACAGGAGAAGCCGCAGUAAAAGUCCUGAGCCGAUAUCUGGGAGAAGAUGACCCGUUGACUCUGAACGCCAUGUUCAACCUUGCCAGAACAUAUCUUCAUUUGGGCCAGCAUUCUCAAAGUCACAGUCUACUCGAAACCGUGUUCGAAAAACGCACACAUUUCUUUGGCCCGGACCAUCCUGAUACACUGAUGGUGAGAAAUGAACUCGGCAUGAGUUUAUGCUCUCAGAAGCUUAACCUGGACGAGGCUGAGCGCCACGUAUCUAACACACUCGAAAGACGCAAGAAGGUCCUUGGUGAAGAGCACGCCUACACCUUAUGGUCGAUAAACGACCUAUCAAAGAUCUAUUGCGAGCGUCGCCAAUUUACUGAUGCAGCACGUAUCUUGGAACAAAUCAUUCCCAUUGUCGAGCGUACGUUGGGAAAGGACCAUGUGGGUAUGAUGAUGACGAAAGGUAAUCUGUGCAGAGCAUACAUCUAUUGUGAACGGUGGAAAGAAGCCAGUGAGCUGAUUCGAGAUCUUCAUGAAAUUGUCAAACCCGAUCAUCCGGACCGCAUUCAUCUUUAUUGGGGAUACACAUAUGUUCUUUUACAUGAAGGGAAGCUAGAUGAAGCGGAGACAUGCUGUAACACAAUUCUAUCCAACGUGGCCAACACGCGGAAUCUUGAGCUUCAAAGUCCACGGGUGCUGGCAGUUGCAGAGAUCUUAUUAGCAAUUCUUUCGAAGCAAGAUCGCAGGGAUGAGAUAGUCCAGCUCAAGGCACGAUUUCCUCGUAUUGGUGGCGAGGAAACCAUGCAAUCGAUUGAUCACAUGCCGCUGGGACUUUUGAAACGCUGGUUAGCAAGUUCAUCGACAACGAUGUGACCCUUUUGCAGUAUCAAUUUAAACGAUGACCUGUAUAUUUCCUAAUGUCUAUCCUCUAGAACUUAUUUCCCUCAUGCUCUAUUGAAUCCAAGAGUAGUUGAUACUUUUUCCCUUGUUGAUAUCACAUUCUAUCCAGUUCUCAUGUCGAAUCCCGACCUUCAUCGCGAUUCCCCCUUCCCAUUAGGCACAGCUAGGAACAACCCCUCGGACGCUUCCGCGUCAUCUAUAACAGGAUACAUAUACUCGACAGGUAAAAUAUUCCUGUUCUCUAACACGCUCCUACACUAUACUACUCAAUUCCUUUCCUUGUCUCUCCCCAAACAUUCGCAUAGCAUCUUUGUGAUGAACAGGGCGUGUCGAGGACUGACCGGCAUGGAUGUUCACUACAUCAAGAAGCGAAUCUGUUCAAGAUAGCUGCAGAGCGACUGGGAUUUGGGUACUCAAUUGCAUUGAUGUUGUAGCUUGUUGUGAGCGAAAUAAUAAUAUCCUACAGUGGUCGGACUAUCUGGCUGAAGAAGCCAAAAUUGUCUUCCAGUUGUUUCAUUUGUGUGAAAUGGCCAGUGCCGGUAUACCUCGACUCCGAACAUCUAUUUCUCCGUAAAUUAACGGUUGAGUCGUCUCCGGACGAUCAAAAGUUUGUAUAGUAGAGCGCUAACUCAAGUCCAACUGAAUCUCUUUGUAUAGAGUCAGGCCGAGUUCGGAGUCGGGUAUCAUCGCUGAUCCUCGGCUUGUGGGUCUUGGUGACACAGGGCGUGCCUUAAUUAUAGAGCUCUGUUUGAAUGAAAACUUCCCUUCCUUAGUGCUUCUCAAUCCAUUCAA